Molecule: messenger RNA, 1224 nt
Organism: Dermacentor silvarum
Lineage: Eukaryota; Metazoa; Arthropoda; Arachnida; Ixodida; Ixodidae
Product: protein henna-like
Exons: 11
Coding region: 16-1224 (402 amino acids)
Biological process (GO): L-tyrosine biosynthetic process
Molecular function (GO): iron ion binding; phenylalanine 4-monooxygenase activity
Source: RefSeq, a predicted model, not a curated record
CUUGUCUGAGCAUCGAUGACCGAGGUCCGGGAACGCGUCGUCCGUCAAACUCCGGCUUAUGAGCCAACCCGUGUCUCCAAGGGCUACAUCAUGGAACCCAAGACAGCGGAAAGCAGCGGAAAUUCUGUAAUUUUCUCCCUGAAGGAAGAGGUCGGUGCCCUCGCAAAAGCCCUGCACAUAUUCAAGGAGAACGGAGUCAAUUUGGUGCACAUCGAGUCGAGGUCAUCGGCGCGCUUCAAGGACGGCUAUGAGUUCAUCGUGAACUUCACUCCGACCGAUAGCAGAGUGCACCAGGCUCUGGAGCAGAUCAAGAACAUGUCCCAGUACAUGCAAGUCAUCUCCAGGGACUUGCCGCCCAAGUCAGAUGACGCUGUGCCCUGGUUUCCGAGGAAGAUCAAGGACCUGGACAUUUUUGCCAACCACAUUCUCAGCUACGGAUCUGAACUCGACUCCGACCACCCGGGAUUCACGGAUGAGACGUACCGCCAACGACGGAAGUACUUUGCCGACAUCGCCUACUCGUACAAACAUGGACAGCCCAUACCAAGAGUGGAAUACACGGAAGAGGAAACAAAAACAUGGGGUGUCGUGUUCCGGGAGCUAACGAAACUGUACAAGACUCACGCCUGUCGCGAGCACAACCACAUAUUCCCGCUGCUCAUCGAGAACUGCGGCUACCGAGAAGACAACGUGCCACAACUCGAAGACGUGUCCAACUUCCUGAAAGACUGCACCGGCUUUACGCUGCGGCCUGUUGCCGGACUCCUUUCCUCAAGAGACUUUCUGGCUGGCUUGGCCUUCCGUGUGUUCCACUCCACACAGUACAUCCGGCAUCCUUCUCAGCCACUUUACACACCUGAACCGGACAUUUGCCACGAACUCCUGGGCCAUGCACCACUUUUCGCAGACCCGAGCUUCGCCAGGUUCUCCCAGGAGAUUGGCCUCGCGUCCUUAGGUGCCCCGGAUGAGUACAUCGAAAAGCUGGCAACGUGCUACUGGUUCACAAUAGAAUUCGGCAUCUGCAAACAAGACGGGCAGCUCAAGGCCUACGGUGCCGGCCUGCUCUCAUCAUUCGGUGAACUAGAGUACUGUCUCAGCGGAAAGCCGGAAAUGAAGCCUUUCGACCCAGCGGUGACCGGUGAGCAGAAGUACCCUAUAACCCAGUACCAGCCAAUCUACUACGUGGCGCAAAGCUUCCAGAACGCCCAGAAGAAAGUCAGGUAA